Messenger RNA from Drosophila serrata, 1407 nucleotides. RefSeq names its product trypsin-like. Gene Ontology annotation, biological process: proteolysis. Gene Ontology annotation, molecular function: serine-type endopeptidase activity. Lineage: Eukaryota; Metazoa; Arthropoda; Insecta; Diptera; Drosophilidae. The record is from RefSeq and is a predicted model, not a curated record.
UAAAUAAUUGUUUAAAAUACAUUCUCAAUAUAUUUUAUAUUAUUGCAAUACAAGAAGUUAUCAAUCAUUGAAAGCUUUAUUAGCCGACAUAUUGUUUAUUUAUGCAGUUAUUCAUUAAUAAUUAAUGCUGUAAAUGCAACAUCGGCUUAGAUUAACUAUCACUCGUCAGAUCAAAGUGCACUGGAAUUUCAGGUUUUACUAGAACAACGAAAGCUGAGAGAGCUUACAAUUUGCACUUGGAAAAUGUUCCCAGGGAUUUUCUACUUCCGAUAAGCUUAUUUUAUUUAUUUGUUUAGAUUCUGUCUCGAAGCUAUGGGCCUGCGAGCUGGCGCCUUUAUUUCCUGCUACUAUCUCUGCUGUUUAUUGUUAGUGGCAUCAAAGCCUCGGCUUCACUAUGGGCGCUGUCAUGGGGAGUCAACCAGAGGCCUGUGCCUGCCCAGCGACGAGUGCUUGGAGGAGCGUAGAUAUCACCACGCGGUGGACGAGUGCUUCCAGUUGGUUUGCUGCCUAAUGAAGCCGACGGCCUAUUCCCAACUGACGGAGGAUUACUGCCGCAUUGAGCCGGUGCCCCGUAUUGCCAAUGGUGUGGUUACCAACAUUCGGGAGUUCCCCUGGAUGGCCAUGCUGCUGUACAGCAACGACGGCAAAAAUUUUGAGCCCAAGUGCGGUGGUUCUCUGGUUGACAAAAAGUGGAUUGUAACUGCAGCUCAUUGUGUGUCCACGUCAGGCAAUGGACAGUCGGCGCCGCCGCUGCUGCGAGUUCGUUUGGGUGAAUGGGACUCCCGGGUAACGUCCGAUCAUACCCACGAGUAUUCCAUUGCACGAACCAUAGUCCAUGAGCAGUACUUGCCCAGCGAACAUACCACGGGCAGCGAUCUGUUCCAGUACUCCAACGACAUUGCCCUGCUGGAGCUGCGCGAGAGUGUCAACUACACAGAGUAUGUCCAGCCCGUGUGCCUGCCACAUCUGCCGACUGGCAUUGCCUCGCGAACUGAUGCCUAUGCGAACAAUUACCUCACCAUUUCCGGCUGGGGGCGCACUAGCGAGAGAUCCCUGGAAGUUAGUCCCGUGAAGGUCAAGGCCCUUGUGAGUGGCUGGUCCAUGAUGGAUUGCAAGAAGCACUAUGCAGACGUGGGUCCUGGACAGAUGUGCGCCGGCGGUAGUCGUCUCUCCGGGCAGGCGGCCAGUUGUCAGGGCGACUCUGGGGGUCCGGUCAUCGAUGACAACCAGCUGGUGGGCAUUAUUUCGCUGGGAAAGUACCGAUGCGGAUCCCUUACUGGACCUAUGGUGUUCACCAGGGUGGAUCAUUAUGUUACUUGGCUAGAGAAGACUAUAAAAUCGAAUGCAAAAUAAAAAGAAAUGUAAUAUGUAAUGUACCCCCGACAAUAAUAAGUUAAGUUUACGUUA